Protopterus annectens (West African lungfish) is the source of this 9472-nucleotide messenger RNA. RefSeq names its product ciliary rootlet coiled-coil, rootletin (gene CROCC). The record is from RefSeq and is a predicted model, not a curated record. Bases 153 to 6119 code for a protein of 1988 amino acids. NCBI's taxonomy places the organism in Eukaryota, Metazoa, Chordata, Ceratodontiformes, Protopteridae. The transcript is spliced from 36 exons.
UGGAAGUCAAUGUUUUAAGCUCACGAAGUAAGAAAAGUUUAACAGUUCGAGGAGACAGUGAAAAUUCUUCCCGUACCACCCUUCCUGCAAAAAUCAGAGAAAUUGUCACAAAGAACUUGAGUGAGCAGGAUAGUCAAGAAGUAUCAUUUGAGAUGACAUCUGUACUUUCCCUACAAGAAGAGAACCAUGUCCUACAGCAGGAAUUGUCUCGUGUUGAGGACCUACUUGCACAGAGUCGAGCUGAGAGGGAUGAACUGGCCAUCAAAUACAACGCUAUCAGUGAGAGGCUGGAGCAAGCACUGAGACUGGAAACUGGUGAGCGGGAAAAAGAGUCUCUGGAAAGCAAAAGUUUGGCCCAGCAAAACAUUGAGCUGCGACGUCGCCUAGAUGAAGAGCAGGCCGCUUACAAACGUAAACUGCAGGCUUACCAAGAGGGUCAACAGAGACAAGCACAACUAGUACAGAAACUACAAGCCAAGGUAUUACAAUAUAAGAAAAAAUGUGGAGACGUGGAACAGCAGCUCCUUGAGAAGUCAGCAGAAUUGGAACAGCAGCGUUUGACUAAUCGACUAGAUAUGACUGACACUCGCUUGCGGCAGGAGGAAGAGCACAGCAAUGAACUGGAAAAUGCCCUCAUCCGACUGGAGGAGGAACAUCAAAGGAGUGCCAGUCUGUCCCAGGUCAAUGCCAUGCUGAGGGAACAACUGGACCAAGCCAACUCUGCCAAUCAGGCCCUAAGUGAAGACAUCCGCAAGUUGACAGCUGACUGGACAAAAGCUAGGGAGGAGCUAGAACAGAAGGAACUGGAAUGGAGGAGAGAGGAGGAAUCCUUCAACACCUACUUUAGUAAUGAACAUAGUCGCUUGUUGACCCUUUGGAGGCAGGUGGUGGGGUUCAGACGACAUUUCUGUGAGAUGAAAAGUGCGUCGGAAAGAGAUCUGACUGAACUUCGUAAUGCCCUUUCAAAGUCAAGCCGCUCAGUCCAUGCAGCAUGUAUGAACCUGAGUACCAACCUGCGCAUGUGUGAGACAGGUGCAGCAGUGACUGUGGAGAAACAGGCUGUCCAGCUGGCAGAGCUGGAGGAGCAGCUCAGAGGCAAAGUUCGGGAGAUGAUGCAGCUGCAGGCCAGAUGUGAUUCACAAAAAGCAGACAUGAAUGCCAGAAUCACUGAAAUGGCAGUAACAGUAGAGCAGCUUAACAUUGUGAUUUCUGAAAAGGACAAACACCUUGAUGCACUGAACCGAAAAUUAGAAAACCUGGAGUCGAAGCAGCUGCAUGAACAUGAAGCUGUAGAAGGAGAGGAGAUUGAAGCUCUAAAAGCAGAAUCUGAAAUGCUACAACAGACACUGAAAGACAUUACAAAGGCUGUUGUGUCAGACGCAGACAGCGCUGUCCAUCUGAGCUUCUCUGACAGAACUGGAGACCUUCUUGAGGGGGAUAUUGGGGGGCAGUUUUCUUCAGUGCUUUGUUCAAGCCUGCGAACUCCAUCACCACGCCGAAGAACCUCUCCUUUAAGAAGGAGCCAUUCUCCUCGGCGUAGCUUGUCCCCUUCUUUCUCUGACUCCACCAUUUCUGUAGUUCACUCAGCAAUACAGAAGAGGCAGCUACAGAUCCAGGAUUUGCGUGGGAAGUAUGAAGCCCAGCAAGACAUGUUUGCAUCUGUAAAGAAACAGUUGCAUGACAGUGAAAAUGAACGACGCUUGCUGGAACAGAAGAUCUUGGAGCUGAAAGAAGAGAUAGAACUAUCAUCAAGGGCUAAAGAUGAUGCCAACCGGGAUGCUACUCGAUUCCGCUCCUCUGUUGACAUCUUGGGCAGUGAGAAGAGUAACUUGGAAAAAAGUCUUCAGUCGCUACAGCAACAGAUUCAGAUUCUACAGCAGGAAAAUGAGAAGCUUCAGCUUGCCAAUAACGACCUGCAACGUCAGAGAGACAACACUGAGGAUGAGAAGGAGGACAUUCUGAAGGAUAAAGAGAGGGCUCAGAAGGAAAUAGAACGAUGCCACAGACUUCUGGAGCAGCUGGAAGUAAAGAACUCAAGCCUCAAGAAGGAGAUGCUAAUGGUAAAGGAAUCUUUAAGCAAGGCUACGCUAGAAAAGGAAGUGUUAGAAAAUGAAAAAGCUGGAAUAGCCGAGUCACUUUCCAAGACAGAGACAAUGAAUGCUGAACUGGAACUGGCUAUGAACAAGUUAAAGAAUGAGGAAGCUGCCCUUCAUGAUUCACUAUCCAAGAUGAGUGCUUUGAACGAGAGCUUGGCCCAAGACAAAUUUGAACUAAACAAGAUCAACAACCAGCUGGAGGAAGAAAAGGCUGCCCUACUGGGACAGAAGAGAGAAGUGGAGCAAGAGAAAGCCUCAAUUCGGGAUGAACUGGUUCGUUUGGAGCAAGAGAAGCUGGACAUAGAUACUGAGCGACAUGGACUUGACCAUUCUUUGCAGAUAGUAGAACAGAGCAGGGAAAAGCUGGAACAGGACCUUUUGGCACUUCAUGCGGAAAAGGCUGAUCUACAAGAGCAGCUGGGACAGAUAAGUCGAUUACGGAAUUCUCUUAAUGAUGAGCUGAUUCAGACCCGCAAAGAAAUAGAGCGUCAGUGCGAGAUAGCAGUUCGAGCUGCUAAAGAGAAAGAGGAGCUAACAAAAGAUAAAGCUAGCCUGGUGGUUCAGUUGACAGCAUCAGAGCGGGAAAACAGGGCACUAGCAGAAGAAGUGGCAGCCCUCAAGUGCGAAAAAGAAUCACUGGAGACAGCUUUGUUUGACAUCCAGCAACAGAUAAUUCAGUUGGAAGCACGUAAGGAACAGUUGGAAGGAGAGAAUCAGAGCAACUUGAUGGCGAAGGAGGCACUACAAGUGGAGACUAGCCGUGCUCGUCGAGAAACAGAGAUUGAACUGGCAAGGCUGGAGAGAGACAAGGAACUUACUGCACAGAAACUGGCACAAGCUGAACAGGAGGCCCUGGCUGCACUGAAGAAUGAGAAAUCUGCCCAUGAAGAAGAUGUAGACUGCCUUCAGAGAGAGAAGGAGACACUUCGCUUGGAGUUGGAAGCCAGUCGAAAUGAGCUACUUCACCUGAUGAACCAAGAGCGGGAAGAGCUGGUGGCCCGUUAUGAAUCUGAGAAAGAAGAGCUAAAUGAAGAGAUCACAACAUUGCAGCAGGAACGAGAUGAAAGCUUGCUAAUGGCUGAAAAUGAGAAACAGCAGGCUUUGUCCUUGAAGGAGUCAGAGAAGACAAUACUGUCAGAGAAACUGAUCAAUGUGCAGCAUGAACAUGCCAAUGCUACCAUGGAGGUUGAAAGACUGAAACGUGAUUCCCUCAACAAGCAGGAACAAGAUAGGAGAACAAUCGGAUCCCUAACAUCUGAGCUGAAAAACUCUAGACUUCAGUAUGAUGAAGCUGUUACAGCCCAUGAACGAGAAGUGAAGGGACUACAGGAACAAUUGAAGGACUUGAUGAAGCAGUACGAAGGGGCUCUUCGUGAAGUGGAAGAGCUCAAAACUCAGUUGCGAAUGGCAGAAGAUGCAAGAGAUGGGGUGCGCCGAGAUCUGAUAGAUGCUCACCGAAAGAUUCGAGAGAGUGUGGAGGUUCAUGAAUCUCAACGGAAAGAUAUCCUUGACCUGAAACGAACUCUAAAUGAUGAAGUGAAGGAGAAAGAAGCACUGCAAAGAUCAAAUGAAGCAUUGCGUGCCGACAUCAAAAAAGCAGAGAGUGAAAGAAUCAGUUUAAAACGUGCCAAUGAAGAGAAGGAGCAAAGGAUGGCUGUGAUGGAUGAAGCCAGAUCUGCAGUAGAAAAAGAAAGUGCUGAGCUCCGAGCCAACCUUCGAGACGUAGAAAAGUCACGCUUAGAAGCUCGAAGAGAACUGCAGGAACUAAGGCGGCAGGUGAAAAUGCUAGAUAGUGAGAACACAAAGAAGAACAAAGAGGUGGCAGAGCUGCAGGCCCGAGUGGCUCUUGAUGAACAGCGAGAAGAGGAAAGCAGAAGAGAAUCCUUUGGCUUGAAACAAAAGAUAGUAGAGACCGAAGCCAGCAGAGAGUCCACAAGAAAGGAGCUUACCAACCUUCAACGGAAGUUGUCUGAGUAUGAGACUGAAUUCAGGGUUCGAGAAAAAGAUCUCUUGGGUUGCCUGGAAGAAGCACGUGGAAAUGAAAAGAAGCUCUUAGACAAUGCAAGAAACCUAGAAAUCAAACUAGAGAAUGCUCAUGCUGACAUAGCUGAGCUAAGCCUGAAGCUGAGUGCUGCUGAGGGCAGAAUCAGUGGGCUUGAGGCAGAGCUUGUCCGUGUAGAAGGCAUGAAGCGAGAUGUGGAGUUUAAACUUGGCAGUCUUCACUCAGCGCUUAGACGAACCCUUGGAAUAAGCCGCACUGGACGUACUCAGAGCCCUGCUGUGCGUGGCCGGAGCUCCUCACCUAUUAGGCCGCUCUCACCUACUAAAGGUUAUGAUAAUACCUUUACCACUACAACAGAUGGUAGAGGCAGCCCCAUUCCACGAACAGGCACCCCUGAGCGCAGUCCAGGAUCACGUCCUACAUCACCUGAUCACUCCUUCUCUCCAGGACGCAGUGAACAGUUUGUUGCAGAUAUCGAUCCUGAAGUAGUACGCACAGCACUUAGAGAUUUCCUUCAGGAACUGAGAGAUGUUCAGAGGGAUCGAGAUGAAUCACGUACUCAGGUGACCACCUUCACCCGUCAGCUUGCUGAAAUGGAGGCAGAUCGGGACAGCACAAAUUCCCGCCUGCAGCAGUUGCAGAAAUCUUUGGCUGAAUGUGAGGAAGGUAAGCGUGGCAUUGAUGGAAGACUAAGUAGUGCUCAGACUACCUUGAUGCUUCAAGAGGAGACCAUCCGCCGCAAUGAGAGGGAGCGUAAAGCUCAUCUAGAUAAAGUGGCAACUCUAGAGAGGAACUUGCAGGCAGCUGACAAUGAAAAGAGAGCCAUACAGGAGAAGAUUAAUAAAAUGAAGGCUAAUGAGACCAAACUGGAGACUGAUAAGCGGAAACUGAAGGAGAUUCUGGAUGCAUCUGAAACUCGUUGCACCAAGCUGGAACUGAUUCGGCGCUCACUUGAGGGGGAGCUGCAGAGAAGCAAAUUAGCACUGAGUGACCGUGAAACAGAAAUCCAGGCAAUGCAAGACCGGAUAGAAAUGUUACAGAGACAGGUUGCAGACAGUGAAAUGAAGGCAAGUUCAUUACAGCUUACAGUAGAUCGUCUCAACAUGUCCCUGGCGAAGGCAGAAGAAAGUGAGAGUGCGCUGAAGGAUAAAGUCCAGUCCCUGUCUGUGUCUGUUGCUGAGGGUAACUCUAAUGCUUCAUCAAUUCAAGAGAGGGUCCUGCAGUUGCAGAAGUCAUUGGCCACAAGUGAACAUGAGCGCAGAAUACUGCAGGAACGGCUUGACACAGCCCGGCAGGCUGUUCUAGAUGCAAAAAAACAGAACAAUGCACUGCUGGACAAAGUUCAGAGUCUGCAACAGGAGAUGUCUGAAAUGGAGCUUCAGCGAGCUGAGAUGGAUGGCCAGAUCCAGCAGCAGCAUGAGUUGCUACGCCAACACCAAGAAGGUGAGGAGGUUGCUCUUAGAAACCUUCAGAAAAUGCAGGAAGAGAAGCACAUCUUCAAAGAGAGACUGGGUAGUCUACAACGAGCAGUAGCACAGCUGGAAAAUGAGAAGCGGGAAGUGGAGAGAUCAUUUAUGAGAUUAGAGAAGGACAAAGCCGCUUUGAAGAAAACUCUUGACAAGGUGGAGCGGGAAAAAAUGAAGUCAGAAGAAGAUUCUAUGCACUUAUCUGCAGAGAAGGGCCGACUUGACAGAUCACUGUCUGCUGUGGAACAAGAACUGGUAGAGGCUCAGAGGCAGGUCCAGCAGUUCCAGGUGCAGAUAGCAGACAUGGAACAGACCCAUUCUCAAGCUGUGGCUGAAUCUACAGCACGGUAUCGACAAGAAAUGCAGCAAGAGGCUGACCGUCUACGCGGUGCUCUACAGCAAGCAGAACGUACAUUAGAUGCCAGGGAAAGGGCACACAGACAGCGAGUAAAAGGACUGGAAGAACAGGUCUCAACUUUGAAGGAUCAGCUGCAACAGGAAAUGCGCAGACGGCAGCCUCACUUUCCACACUCCUCCAUCCUCUCUGGGAACUAAUAAAUAUGGGCUGCUUCAUCGUACUGUGUGCAGAGCAAUAACAGUGUUUUAUCUUGUGUACAGAUGGUCUGGUGUCGCAGAUGUUGACAGUGUGCUGCUGAGUUUCAGACUGAUGAAAUGAUGAAAAAAAAACAGCUCUGUAUUUUAGGACGUUUGGAUGGGUCUUAGUUAAGAGAAGUACUGUAGAUGACUAAUGUGAAGCAUCAGUAUAUUGUGAGAAGUUUGCACACCUAAAUCGUUGCUUACUUUAUCUCUUUAAAGAGAAAUAAGCACAAAAUUACAUUACUGAAAAAAAUGACUCCAUUAAGUGUGUUCCUCUUCCAGCAUUGUCCCACACACUUUUUUAUUUUUAUUUUUUUUACCUCCGCAGUAUAGAUAGUGCACAAAAAGGUGAAUCAGAAGUUUAAAAUGGUUGCAUAUAUUUAUAUCUGCUUUUGCAGUGUAUUUUAUCUUACCUGCUCACCUUGGUAGCAGUCGAAGAUGGGAUUCCUACUGCAUAUUUUAAGAUAAAUUCCAUUUGUAGUAGCUGUGUGUGUAAUUCAGUUAGCAUUUUUCUUAGCAUUUUAGAAUCAGUGGGCAUGAUUUACUAAUGCUUCCUAAACAUCCUGGGUAAUCUUGUGGCUAUUUUAUUUACAUUUCUUAAGAUUAGGACAGAAAAUAUACGUGCAUUUUUACCUUUUCUGUAGUACUGAUGCACACCGCUUGGUCUCUAGCACUGGAGUUUUGCUCAUGUAUUGCUGUCUGUACAGCAAGUGCAUGGUGCUUUGUAUAGUUGCAGAAUAUUAUGGAAAACCUUCAGUAUUGCUCUGCAUCUGCUGUAUAGUAUACUCGUGAGCAGUUUCCAGCUACACCAAGGAACCGUACUUUAUUCUCAAGCCCUGUGAGCACUUUAUUUAAAUGCAAUCUAAAGAACAGUGAAGGUUAUGAAAUUAGGUAAUGUUGUUUGUUACCUGAAUUAUAAUUCUUUUCCAGUAUGUGGUCAUGUUUGAAUGCUGUUUUUACUGUUGGCUAGUAUUUUGACUUUAAUGGGAUCUACUCCCAUUCUACAAGAGAUCAAAAAGGCAUACAGGAUAUGCUGUUUUAUGUCUAGUGUGUGAUAUUCCAGUUAGAAUAUUUUUCUACAUGAUUUUAACAAGGGUUUUUUAUAAUUGUCAUAUACUGGUUUAUUAAACAAAGUUGUAGUUAUUAUGCCAAGUUUUCUAAAGGGAAACAUUUCAUAUACCCAUGGGAAUUAAAAACACUGUGACUAUUUUACCACUUGUUGAGGUGACCAAACUUACCGCUUGUAUAUGGCAGCUAUGUAAUGUAAAUUACUUUAUGAAGAAUUUGGGGCCAGAACUGGAUUUCUUCUGAGCAUUUGCCAGAAUACUCAUUUCUGUAAAACAUGCUUUGAUCGUGCUACCAGCACACAAAACAUGGUUGGUAUUGCCAGGGCACAGCAGAGGGGAAGGUUUAAUUUGAUACUGUUCUUUACUGUUAAGUAUGUUAGUACUGAGUUGUGUUCCUUAUUUAAAAAUGAAUUUCCAACUGAGGUUUUUGAUUUAUUUAUAGGUCAUAGUCCAGUACUUUUGGCAAUAGCCUCAAUAUUGAAACACAGCAGUUAAGUAAACUUUAAAGUUUCAGUAUAUGUGCUGCAGAAACUGUAUUUAGUGAGGAACAGCUGGCUGGAGUGCUGAGGGAAUUCUGGACUAUAGCAUUCUCUUUAUCUGGCAUUUAUUUCAUCAAAUUAAAUGAAAAAAAAAUAAUAGCAGUUAUUUUAACCUUCUGUGAUAGCUCCGUCAGUAUUGAAAGGACCACUUUAGCGAGAAAAUGAAAAAUGUAUGUUUUUUAUGUCAUAUAUUGAGCUUCUUUAAAAUACUAAUGUGUGUGUGUCACUGUAAGUGGUUAACAUUAGUUUACAAAGCUGUUCUUCCUCAGUGUUGCAUUACUAUUUUAUUUUUCAGCUAAGACUUGUUCUUCCCACAUUGCACUCUGUGUUCCCCAAAUGUAUCAUACUAUUUGCAUUCCUAAUCCUUUGAUUUCUUCUUUUAUUCAGUCAGAAUAGAAGAACUCUGAAUUACUGUUUCUUUGAGAAUCUCUGCACUUACUGUCGAGGUGCAUUUGUCAAUUAUUCCCUCGAUUUCUGUUCUUUUCCAUCUCUUAAACUGACUUAUGCAACCCUUUUCUCAUUUCAGCUACUGAAAGUGACCAAAUUAGUUAAUUUUAUGAAGAGUAACCUUCUUUGCUAUAGAACUUCUCUAUUUGCUCAUUUUGUCAGCCAAAUGUGUAAGAUGUCUUAUGAUUAACAUCUCAACACAUUAACAGAGCUGGCUUGUUUUCUAAGAAUGUGCUGUCUGUAUAUCCUGGAGUGGUUUCUUUGUUGUUUGAGUCAGCAAAAAUGUGGGAAAGACUACAUCAUCAGAUAUUCACAUUAGUUUUAUGACCCUUAAUAGAAAGAAUGAAGGCAGUGUUGCAAACACCUUGCUGUGCAGGUGUUCACUGGGCCUGAAGUUCAAAAUGUUAGUGUUGAUAUUAUGCAGUAGCUAGUGAGGCAGUUUCUUAUAAAAAUACCACAAGAUUUUGCAAAUAUGCACUGAGGGAACUGUAACAAAAGUGAAAUCCAAAACAAAAGGAGAAACCGCUAAGUCCUGUUUUAUUUAUAUAAGACAAUAUAAUAACCAUUUAGUAAGGAGGAAGCUAUAUUUGGGAUGAAGAAAAGUUUUGCUUAGCAUUGUUUUUCUUUAAAGAGACAGACAUUAAGAAGUCACAACUUGAAGUAUCACUUUGUGCUAAAAAAGAUACCCGUGUUUGUCACUCCAUUUACAGAAUGCCAUAAGUAAUAUAAAAUUAGAAGCAUAUAGCUCACAAGAGACACGGUUAAUUUUCAGAAUCUGCAACUCCAGUAACAGUUCGUGCCACAUCCCUAGUCUGUCAUAUAUAAUACCCAGGUGCUAGUCAGUCCUGAGUCACGAUUGGCAUAAAUGCAUAGUCCUGCCUUUGGGUUUUUCAUUCAGUCACUUUUGCAGCAUAUUAAAGAUGAAUGUCGUGCCCUUUUCCAAAUACUUUUAACAUUUUCUUCUAGCCAGCCUGUGUUUUUAUUUUAUAUUUUUAAUUCUACUGUUUUUAGUUCACUUGCAUGUGGUAGACAAUGUGAAUUACUGCUCCUGAAAAAUACAUUGAAAGCCAGCUGAUAGGAAUGACCCUGAAAUUCAGCCCAACAGUAUGGAGCAGGGGUUCAGCUUCUGUUGAUACUGUUACCAAGCUUUGUAUUGAUGGUGCACACUGCAUUGCAAGUUACAGACGUAAGAAGACGAAAUUACUUUUUGUUGUUGAUGGCAUAUCUGAAAGGGAAAUUUCAGUGCCACCUGGCUUAC